GAAAUAACCAAUUUAUUGAUUUAAAAUUCAAAAUUUGAUAUAGUUGUUAUUUCAUUUCUGACAUUUUGUAUUUUAUGGUUUUAGACCCUAGCGCGUCAAGUAGUUGAUUCGCGUACUAAAAACAGCGACUUUUAUAUCAAUUUAUGAUAAAAUUAACUUUUUUAUCGACAUAUUUUAGCCAUGUAGUUUGGAAAAUUAUCCUCCAUUUUAAGAGCGCUUGCCAAUUUGUUUAAUCGUCAACAACGUACAUUUUUAUUCCGCAAUCUUUUCAAUUUUUUACAUAAAUUUGAUCUCAUUCGAGUUGUUGACACAUUGAUGUUAUCUAUUUCUUCUUCAUAACGCGUUACUACAUAAUAAAUAUUUGUCAAAAAUCAAGUAUCGAUUCUUUAAAUGUUUGAUUAUAAUCACGGAAUGUAUAACCCUCUAUAAUUUGCGCAAUAUUAUCACAAUUGAUUAUACUGAGUUUUAUGCAUUGAAAAAUAUUCAUCUCAUAAACUGUAAAAGAAAGAAUCUUCAAGUGAAGUCAUCAACAUGAAUGCUAUUGAAACUUUGGAAGAACGAAUAAGUGAACUGGAAAAACGGAUUCACGGUGCAGUUACUCCAUCAAUUGAUGAUCCACUCCCAGAAACAUCGGUAAUUGACAAUAUACUUCAUGUUAAUACUCUUAUUUCAUCUGCAUUAUCCGGUCGAGAAAGAACAAGUGCAUUGGUUAAACGACUACCUCAGUUGAAUGAAUUGUUGGAUACUUCAUAUGAUGAUAAUGAUUUAAAUACCGAUGCUAAGUUAGAAGUUCUACUGACAGUUGAGGAUGAUGUGAAAAAGAAUUUCGAAUUAUUUAAUAAGCUCCAGGAAUUGAUGCCUUGUUUAGAAAUUGAUAAAAUUAAGAAUAUUCCUGAAUUAUCACCAAAAUUGGAGCAUCUGUCUGCGGAAUAUUUAAAGCUAUAUGAGGACAAUGGUAAACAUAAUGAACAUAUUUACCAAUACUUCUCCAAAUAUAAUGAAAUCAUCGACACCAUUACGAAGACAUUAAUUAGUUUAGAUAAUGCUGUUACAGCUGCAGAAAUAGCAGCUGCACCUCCAAAACGUUUAGAUAGAGAUAUUUAAGUUAAAAUAAUUAAUGAUUAGAUAAACUAAUAAUAAUAAUUUAUAAAUUAAAUAGGUCUACUUUUGUAGCAUUAAUCAAAUAAUAAUGGCGAUGGAUAUUUUUAUUAAUUAUAUAUUUAAUUUUCAUUCUUUCAUCAAAUAUCUAUAGAUUGAUGGACAAUCUUACAUAUGGGUAUAUCAUUUUUUUUAAUAACAUUUAAUUGAAGGUGAAAAAAUUAAUCUCUAAACAUCAAUUUAUUAUUCAAUAGUCUGGAUAUUUAUUUAAAAAAAAAACAUUUUAAAUCUUAUUGAACAAAUAGCUUUAUACAAUAUUUACACAUUCUUCUUAUGAGAAGAAUUUAAUAAGGAAGACAUAUAAGGAAUCAAUAUUUUUUUAACAGAUCAUUACAAUAAUAAUUAUGAUUUGACUUCAUAUUAAUUAAAAAAAAGCACAAAGCUUUAUUUUAAAUUCGCAUUUGGAGUGCAGGAACUGAAUGUUGUAACCAAGAGAUCACUGGAGUGAGACUUGAAUAAAUAGCAGGAUGAUCUCUUGAA
This is a messenger RNA of Chelonus insularis, 1638 nucleotides long. RefSeq lists its product as uncharacterized. Gene Ontology annotation, biological process: cytoskeleton-dependent cytokinesis. Bases 532 to 1104 code for a protein of 190 amino acids. Gene Ontology annotation, cellular component: dynactin complex. The transcript has 2 exons. NCBI's taxonomy places the organism in Eukaryota, Metazoa, Arthropoda, Insecta, Hymenoptera, Braconidae. The record is from RefSeq and is a predicted model, not a curated record.